This is a messenger RNA of Neltuma alba, 1125 nucleotides long. RefSeq names its product protein Ycf2-like. Bases 1 to 1125 code for a protein of 374 amino acids. NCBI's taxonomy places the organism in Eukaryota, Viridiplantae, Streptophyta, Magnoliopsida, Fabales, Fabaceae. The record is from RefSeq and is a predicted model, not a curated record. The transcript is spliced from 3 exons.
AUGGGAGAAGAUGAGAAUGUUGGAGUCGAUGUGGACCAUGGUGGGAAUGAUCUGGCGGUGGGUCCGACUGACAUAGAGGGCGAGAAGGCUGUCGACGUGGAAGAGGAGUUGGAUGACGUGGAACUCGACAGAGAUGAUGUGGCCAUCUGGUCGAACAAGUCGGAGGUCGACUCAGAUGAGUUGGAGGUCGAUUCAGAGCUCGACGCAGAGGGUGGACGAGAGUCGAAGCAGAACCGAUAUGGUGAAACGAAUGCUUCAUUUGAGUAUGAAUAUGAAGGGGAGGAGGAAGAGUACGAAGAAGAAGACUAUGAGUCUGAAGGGGAGGAGGAUGAGUCCAUGGAAGAAGACACUGAAUCUGAAGGGGAGGAGGAUGUGUCGAUGGAACAAGAAUUUGGGCAAUCUGAAUCACAGAAAGCACCAUUCUUCAGCGUCGGUAUGACAUUUGGCAAUGCUGAAGAAAUUAAGAGUGCUAUUAACCAAUAUGCAAUAGCAGAAGGAGUUAAUAUGAAAUUGAUAAAGAGUGACUCAUCAAGAAUCAAAGCUGUAUGUCAAAAGGACUGUCCUUUUGUUGUGUACGCUUCAAAAGAGCAGUCGAGGCCAGGAUUGAAGGUGAAGACCCUAUGUUAUGAGCACAGAUGCCUGAGGGUUUUUAAAAACAAAAGAGCCAGUGCAAAGUGGUUAGCUAACCACUUCAAGAAGAAAAUUCAAGAAAUGCCACAAUAUAAAGCUAGCGAGAUGAAAAAGGAUGUUGAAAUUGAGUUCAAGGUACAUGUUAGCAUCCAUAAAUGCAAGAGAGCAAAGAGAUUGAUAAUGGAUGAAAUGGAAGGAAGCUAUAAGGAUGAAUUUCAGAAUUUAGAAGCUUAUUGUAAAGAGUUGAGAACUUCAAACCCAGGUUCAGAUAUUAGUGUUGAGGUGAGCAAAGAAGCUCUGGAAAACGGGAGAAGAGAGUUUAGGAGGAUGUAUGUAUGCUUCAAUGCUUGUAAGGUUGGGUGGAAGGCGGGUUGUAGGCCGUUUAUUGGGCUAGAUGGCACUUUUUUAAAAGGUAAAGCCAAAGGGAUCUUGCUCACUGCAACCGGCAUUGAUGCAAAUGACUGUUUGUAUCCCCUAGCAUUUGGAUUGACCUAA